This is a messenger RNA of Carassius carassius (crucian carp), 2313 nucleotides long. RefSeq names its product F-box/LRR-repeat protein 7-like. Gene Ontology annotation, biological process: SCF-dependent proteasomal ubiquitin-dependent protein catabolic process. Gene Ontology annotation, cellular component: SCF ubiquitin ligase complex. The transcript has 4 exons. Bases 328 to 1785 code for a protein of 485 amino acids. NCBI's taxonomy places the organism in Eukaryota, Metazoa, Chordata, Actinopteri, Cypriniformes, Cyprinidae. Gene Ontology annotation, molecular function: protein binding. The record is from RefSeq and is a predicted model, not a curated record.
UCGAAACGCUCUAAACUUCAGAGGGUCUCUUUAAGGUGGUCCAGCCCCUCCAUCAGUCACACUGAGUUCAGGUCAGUUUCUCUUCACACAUCUGUCGGAGUCCGCUAGAGACCCGAGCAGCUUCUCUCCAGUAAUGAAUGCUCUUUUCGAGAAGAUCGUUGUCAGGUUUUGCCAGGAUUCUGCUCGUUCUGCUUUCUGAAUGCUGCGUUACAGAGAAUAGUCCGUCUGUUCCCUUAAUGGAGCUAUAUUGUGCGUGCACGAGGACUUCCCUUGUAACCUCACUGCUUUAGAUCCGUGAUUGUGAGGAGAGACUAUGUGUUCUUCAGGAUGGGUGCGAACAACGGCAAACAGUGUGGGAGUGAAGGCAAGGGUAGCUCCAGUAUCUCCUCCGAUGUGAGCUCCAGCACUGAUCAUACGCCCACCAAAGCUCCCAAGAAUGUGGCUACCAGUGAAGAUUCGGACCCGAGCAUGAGGACGCUUAGCACUCCCAGUCCCGCUCUCAUUCUGAAGCCAAACCCUCUUCAAACAGUCCCAAACGGCCAUGAAACGUCUUCCACGUCUUUUACCGUCACUGGCGAAACAGUGGCGCUGGUACACGUGCCUCCAGGAUCUCGCUCACGGCCUUCCAGAGUUCCCCCCACCGCCCUCAUCGACACCCUGCCCGACCCCGUGUUAUUACAGGUGCUGUCUUACCUGUGCACCCCCCAGCUGUGCCGCUGCGCUCGAGUGAGCCGCCGCUGGUAUAACCUGGCCUGGGACCCACGGCUCUGGAGCACCAUCCGUCUGACCGGAGAGCUGCUGAGCGCUGACCGAGCCCUCAAAGUGCUCACCCAUCGCUUGUGUCAGGACACUCCCAACGUCUGUCUGACCCUGGAGACGGUGGUGGUCAGCGGCUGCCGGAGACUGUCUGAUCGAGGGCUGCGUGUGCUCGCUCAGUGCUGUCCAGAACUGCGGCGUUUGGAGGUUGCGGGCUGCUAUAAUGUGUCCAACGAAGCAGUGUUUGAUGUGGUUUCCCAGUGUCCCAAUCUGGAACAUCUAGACGUGUCAGGCUGCCCUAAAGUGACCUGUAUCAGCUUGACGGAGGAGGCGACUCUACAGCUCACACCUCUACAUGGACAGCAGAUCAGCCUGCAGCACCUGGACAUGACAGACUGUGUAUCACUGGAGGACAAAGGCUUGAGGACCAUUGCAUUUCAUUGUCCGCGUCUCACACACCUCUACCUGCGGCGCUGCAGCCGGCUAACAGACGAGGCCCUGCGACAGCUAGCACUGCACUGCACUGCUUUACGUGAGCUUAGCCUUAGCGACUGCCAUCUGAUUGGAGACUUUGGCUUACGUGAGGUCGCUCGCCUUGAGGGCCGUUUACGCUAUCUGAGCGUGGCGCAUUGUAUGCGCAUAACAGACGUUGGACUGCGCUAUGUAGCACGUUACUGUCCGCGGCUCCGCUACCUGAAUGCGCGGGGAUGCGAGGGGCUAACAGACCAGGGUUUGGGCCACUUAGCUCGCAACUGCUCCCGAUUGAGGUCCAUAGAUGUUGGACGCUGUCCGCUGGUGUCAGACAUUGGGUUGGAGGUGUUAGCACGUUGUUGUGAAGGGCUACGAAGGCUGAGUCUGAGAGGCUGUGAGAGUUUGACAGGGAGAGGGCUCAUGGCGCUAGCAGUGGGAUGUCCCGAGCUGCAGUUACUAAACGUACAAGAGUGUGAGGUGCCACCUGAGGCACUUCGACUGGUCCGACAGCACUGCAGACGCUGUGUUAUCGAACACACUAUACCUGCUUUCUACUGAGGGGACAGGUUGGGGACGCCAGAGGUGUCGACCUCUUAGAAAAACAGAUGUUUAUACUUUUUGCAUUCCUAUGACUGCCUGAUGAGAUGCAACAAGGUGGAUAUGUCUCAAAACAUGGUACUGGGGUGCUUAGUCCAGGGGUCACCAAACUUGAUCCAAAUUUGCCUCAACACACCUGCCUGGAAGUUUCAAGUAUACCUAGUAAGACCUUGAUUAGCUUGUUCAAGUGUGUUUAAUUAGGGUUGAUGCUAAACUCCUCUUUUUCUCACUCCUUCGUCCACCAUCCUAUGACUUUGGCUGCGUUCCAGUUCACUUUUGUUAUAACCUACACUCGCUAACUUCCUUCCAUCUCAUUACUCGGAUGAACAUCAUUGAUUACGUUGCAUGAGUACCCACUACUGGCCGAAUGGAAUGGGCUGAAUUGGAACAUCCUAAGCCCUUCAUCACUUAGAAUAUGCUAUGGAGUUGGUUUACUGUUAACACAUUUCCCCUUACAAAAUAGUUUGGUGAAGCAUUCUAUAUGUAUAU